Messenger RNA from Elaeis guineensis (African oil palm), 1016 nucleotides. RefSeq names its product gamma-interferon-responsive lysosomal thiol protein. Gene Ontology annotation, molecular function: oxidoreductase activity, acting on a sulfur group of donors, disulfide as acceptor. The record is from RefSeq and is a predicted model, not a curated record. NCBI's taxonomy places the organism in Eukaryota, Viridiplantae, Streptophyta, Magnoliopsida, Arecales, Arecaceae.
CUCUCUCUCUCUAAAAGUUUCAAAGGAAAACGUUCUCUCUCUCUCUCUCUCCCCUGUUUCCAUGGAUUCUGGUCGUGUUGUGGUUGUCUUCUUCUUCCUUCUCUCCUUUCUCUGCUUCGCUUUCUCCCCUGUUUCGUCUCGAAAGGUCUCGCUGGCACUCUAUUACGAGACUCUGUGCCCUUACUGCUCCGAUUUCAUCACCAACAACCUCGUGAAGAUCUUCGACAACGGGCUGAUCUCCAUCGUCGAUCUCGAUCUCGUCCCCUACGGCAAUGCCAGGCUUGGAUCCAACAACUCCAUCAUAUGCCAGCAUGGCCCGAACGAAUGCCAACUGAAUAAUAUUGAAGCAUGUGCUAUCAGUGCAUGGCCUGAUGUGCAAGAACAUUUCAAUUUCAUCCACUGUAUUGAGCAUCUGGUCAUGGAGCUUAGAUACGACGAGUGGAAAUCUUGUUCCCAACAAACUGGUUUGGAUUCAACAUCUGUCUUGGACUGCUACAAUAGUGGAUACGGGGAAAAGCUUGAACUACAGUAUGCAGCACAGACAGAUGCUCUUCAGCCCUCUCAUACAUAUGUCCCUUGGGUGGUAGUUGAUGCAAAGCCACUUUAUGAUGAUUAUCGGAACUUUGAAAAAUACAUCUGUCAAGCUUAUGAUGGUGAGCCUCCAAAGGCUUGUGAAGGACAAGCUCUUACAAUUUCCCAGGAGACUAACGCCAACCAAGGAGAUCAGGGACUGGCAAGCCAUGCUAAGGUAUCUAGUCAAGCAUCUUGCAGACACGACAAUAUUGUUAUUGGUAAAAACAUCAUUCCUAUUUUUUCUUUUUCUUAUGAAAAAUGAGGUCCUCUAUAUAGGAAGUAGCAGCUCUGUAUGGUUAAACCACCAACUAUAAAAUGUUUAUUUAAAAAGAGGGACAAAAAAUGUAACAAUAACUUUCCACCUUUGUGUCCUUUAGCAAUGCUAUUAGGGCACCUUGUAUGUUUAUUCAAAAAUGAAGAAAAGAGCUUUCCACCUUCAUGCA